CUGAACACUGCUUCCCUCUUGUGUUUAUACCUUGUAUGCUUCGCAGUUGGUUUAACUCGAAACUACAAUAUUAGAAGAACUACAAUUACCAUUAUGCUAGGGAACAAUACGUUGCAUAGGUUGACAGGUCAAACAUUACCAACAAAAUAGGACCCUCGGCUAUCUGCUCGUCUGUUCGAGGAAAAUAAACAACUCUUCUUAGGGAGAAUAACAUCACUCGAACGCUAUAACGUUAAAGUCUGAUCAGACUGCCUCAAAAUGGUCCCAAAAUCCUAAGUGCACGCGUUUGCACUUGUUGUCGCUGGUUUUAAAGACGACAGCUAGCGGGCUAACGUUAGCAAGCCAGCCAUCAUCACUGAACUGGAUAGCUGUCUACACAACAAGGCUACAGCUAUGUUUGUUCAAGAAGAGAAGAUAUUCGCUGGAAAAAUAAUAAAAAUCCACAUUUGUACCAUGGAAGGUACAGAGUGGUUGGAAGAAGUGACAGAGGAUACCACUAUUGAAAAACUCAAAGAGAAGUGCUUGAAACAUGUAAGUGGAGCUUAUGUACAUGGAAGUCUUGAAGACCCUAAAACAAUCACACACCACAAGCUCCUCCAUGCUGCCACGGAGAGGAUCCUCACUGAAACUAAAACCAUUGCAGAUGAAAGUCUAAAAGAUAAAGAUGUGAUUCUACUGAUAAAGAAGCGACCACCGCCACCCCCACCUAAAAUGGCUGACAUAUCUGCAGAGGAAAAGAAGAAGCAAGAAAACAAGGCUCCCGAUAAGGACGCCAUCCUUAAGGCCACCGCCAGCCUGCCCAUCCGCCACACAGACCGCACCGUCACCCAGCACAACAUCAGAGAUGAGGUCCAAAUGAGGUCGGAAGGCCUAAUUUCCAAGGGAGACCUGUUUCAGACGGAGCUCCGGAAAAUUCUUGUCUCUCUUAUUGAAGUGGCCCAGAAGCUCCUUGCCUUGAACCCUGAUGCCGUGGAGCUUUUCAAAAAGGCCAAUGCCAUGUUGGAUGAGGAUGAGGAGGACCGGGUUGACGAGACGGCCCUGCAGCAGCUGACCGAAAUGGGUUUCCCUGAGAGCAGGGCCGUCAAAGCGCUCCGACUCAACCACAUGUCAGUGACCCAGGCCAUGGAGUGGCUGAUUGAGCAUGUGGAUGACCCCGCGGUGGACACGCCCCUGCCUGGCCAGGACACCCCAGGAGCGGUAGGGGCCACAGCCCCCCCUCUGGUGCCCUCUAUUUCAGCCUCCGCCUCGCGACCCAACCUCCUCCACAGCCUCUCCCAGACCAGUACCGAUGCCGCCACAGCCCGCCAGGAUGAGCUCACUGAGAUCUUCAAGAGGAUCCGAAGGAAACGAGAGUUCCGGCCUGACUCGCGGGCGGUCGUUGCCUUAAUGGAGAUGGGCUUUGAUGAGAAGGAGGUGGUGGACGCUCUUCGAGUCAAUAACAACCAACAGGACGCUGCGUGUGAGUGGCUGCUGGGGGACAGGAAGCCAUCUCCAGAGGACCUGGAUAAAGGCAUUGACACCAACAGUCCGCUGUUCCAGGCCAUCCUGGAGAACCCUGUGGUGCAGCUGGGCCUGACCAACCCUAAAACCCUGCUGGCAUUUGAAGACAUGUUGGAGAACCCCCUGAACAGCACCCAAUGGAUGAAUGACCCUGAGACUGGGCCUGUUAUGCUGCAGAUCUCCAGAAUCUUCCAGACACUCAACCGCACGUAAAGACCCUACAGUAACCUGGUGUGUGUGUGCAUGAGUGUUGGUGAGAUUGUGUGAGUGAGUGUGCACGGUUGUGACGUGUAUUGUUAUCGCCUUGAAAAGUCAAAGCCGGAGAUGUUUAAAAGUUUGAAAGACAGAUACAGAGAUAUCUAUUUAUAACACAUAAAACCUUGUAAAACACCAUGUUAACAUGAACAUAAUUAUAAAAAGUAUAAUUAUACAAAUGUUUUUUUUUUUUUACAUUUUAAUAUGAAAAAUGUAUAGUUAUUGCAUACCUGAUUUAUUUAAAAUGAUUUCUCAUGUACAAAGGAGAGACCCAUCAGGCAUCAAACCAAUGUUUACACUUCAGAAACUGUUUUUGUAUGUUUUGCCGUAUUCAAAUAUCAGUUCCAGUUCAAUUUGUUUCCUUUAAAUUGUUACAUUUCAUCAAAGAUGAAUGUUUCCAGUAUGAAGUGAAUUACUCCAGACUUUCUUUAUCAAUUGAUCAUGUGAACAAGAACUUGGCGAUUAUGCUGAAAUAAUGGUUCCACUAUUAACCACGGCUGUGUUCACAAGGGUGAAACGUUUGCAGUGUCACAGAUAGCAAUGCUCUGUAUUUAGAUCAAAUUAUUCUCUUAAACAUAAUGUCUGCCUUCUAAAUGACGAUGGUUGUAUCUGAAAGUUAGGUAACGUUUCACACUGAUUGAUUAGAAAAGCUGGUUAUUCUACAGGGAAAUCGUUGUGCUUAGUGUUGCUACAUUUUGGAAACUUGCCCCAAAAGUUCCACGUUUUCCAGAAAUCACAGUUUGUGGAUUCUGUCCUCAUUCUGGGACACUUUCGACUGGGAUUUCUAGAAACCUUGGCUAUUCUUGGGAAAUUAUGUUAUUUUGCUGUCCUAGUCACAAGAAGCCAGUGUGACAUUACAUGUGGAUUUAGGGGGUCAGACACUUCACUUCUCUCUCUCCUUCAAGCGGUCUGCCCGCGGUGAGUUACACUACGCUCAAAGAAGUGAAGAGGAAGGACAGUUUCUUUGUGUUUCUCCCAAAUAUUUAUUUAACAGCCGCUGCAUAUUUUUUGCCUUUUUAGAAAAGUUUACUAUACUAAACUGUGUUUUUGGUGUCUGUGAAGUUGUGUCUAUGUAAUAACGGUCUUUGGUCUUGAUUUGACAAAAAGAAAUAUCUAGAGACCUAUGUAUUAAUGACUUGUCAGUGUGCUCUGAAUGUCAUCAUGUUCUCGUUCUGCACCUGUUUUCAAUGCUAUUCUGAACAUGACUUUCUGCGCCAGGCUGCACGGUGUUCCCCUUAGACCCGACCACUGGUUCAUUCUGGCACCCUGAGUAGAAUCUUUCGGGGUGCCAGUCGGUUUGUGCGACAGGCCAACUCUUUGUCACCGAUUGUAUCAAAAUAUAUUUGUCUUGACAAUGAACAAUGUAGUUAGUAAGAGCACGAAUUGGCGUUGGGACCAUGUUUCAGGGGAAAUGUAUGCUUGAUCCACAGACUGUUACCUCAAUGAUUGAAAGGGAAUUGAGUGACGAAGGUGUAUCAUUCCUUCCUGCAUUGAAGAGAACGAUCUUAGUAUCAGCAUAUACUCCAGAAGCCAAUGCAUUGAAGAAUUAGACAGGCAGGUGUAUGCAGAGCUCAGUAAAACCGCUUGUCUAGUGGAGCGCCUUUAUUCUUUUUAGAGAAAAGUAGAUGCGAGCUGUUUAACCAAAACAUCAUUCACUUAUUAUUGACUGUGAGAUGACUUGCCUUGUCAGAAACUAGACCAUGAAAAGAACUAUUAUACAGUACAUUUGUGCAAUAGCUAGAAACUAUGGAUGGACUAUUGAGGUAUUAUGUAGACUCGUACAAAUAUAUAUUUGAUUGAAGUGUUAGAAAUGUGUGAAAUUGCAAUGAGUUAGUGAGGCUGUUUUUCCAGUGAUUUAUAAAAAUUUAACCAGAAACGGUGGUACUGCUUUUGAUACAUAUAAAUCAACAUGACUGAUUUCCAGUCUCUUAGGGUGUGUCCCAAAUCAUACCCGAUUACCUAAUAGUGGACUGCUACCGCAUGUGCUAUGGGCUUUGUUCAGAAGUAGUGCACUACAUUAGGGAGGAGGUUGCCAUUUGGGACUCAGAUUUUAAUUGUGAGUUUCUUCUUUAAACAAAACAUGAGGAACAGGUGGUGUGUUUUGCCAAGCUUCUGAGUUUUAUUCAAUAUUUGAAUUGUGGUGUUAAUGUGACUGCGCUCAGGGAGGCUGACAUAGUUUUUUCUAGCUUGACCAACAUGAGGCAAGCCUCUAGUGUGGUGCAAAAAUGGGGCUUUAACUUAUUUGUGCUAACUUGGCUUAUUAAAGAGAGCGUCACUGAAUAAGGUUUUGGUGAAAUGUGAAAUUUGACAGUUAUAAUUAUUUUAUGUUUAGGAGAAGUAUUUGCUUGAGUUGUUUUAUUUAUAUAUAUAUAUACAUACAAACACAAGCCAAAAUUUAGAUAACCUGAAAAUCUGCCCUUCAAGUGAUUUAAAUAAAACAUAUUUAGAGAAGAUCUGUACAAAUUGAGAAUACAGUUUUGAAACAACCUGUCACGGACCUAUUGUGCGGUGUAGCAUUUUUUAAAAAGUUUUCCUGCAUGUUGUAUAGAGGACGAGUCUACAUUAAAGGCCAAAAUACAAAAGGACAAAUGUUCCAUAUGUGGAUUUCUAUCAUGAGAAUAGUUUUUCAUCUACAAGAUCAUGUUUAUUUUUUUGUAAGUUUUUUUCUAUAUAAACUAACAUCAAAUAUUGUAUUCUCCAACUCCUGAGACUGGCAUUAGUUGCCCUUCUAAGAACAGAUCAAUAUCAUCAUUAAAAGCUAAAAGGGGCUUAAUGCAUGUGAGUCAUUUUGGCAGCAAAUUGUUUCCCUUGGUUUUCAGACAGUAUUGGCAAAUACCAACAUCAUAUGCAAUAUUUUCUCCAGUUCUGUUCAGACAAUUAGCCUUGCUCUCAGGGCAUUCAAAUCAGUAUCCCAUUAAAACAUAUUCCUGUUGCUGUAUUCUUUGGAAUCCUAUGCUUCAUUUACAUGGGGGGUCAAAUUAAUGUUAUACUCCCUCAAAUGAUCGCAUUGUCCUGAGAGAAAUCAUAUGUGCUCAAAGCAUUUCGUAACGAAAAGACUGUUUUUAAAGAUGAGAAACAAUUGGAUAAACAAGCAUGGUUUUCAUGUCAUGGUCAGCUAAUGCACGUGCUCCUCUUAAACGGCCUCUUUAAACUUUUACCAGCACGUCGACCUCGACCGCUGGAUGUCAGCUGAUCUGUCGCACAUGGGACGAUCUGUUGACCUGGUACUUUAUCUGGCUGUUGUUCCCGAGGCACCCCCCGAGAAAGCUUUUACUAACAAACUGUCUGAUCUAGUUUAUAUACCUUUUUUGACGUCACUCCUGGCCAUGUUAUUGUGAAUUUGUUCACUCUUCACCUGUGGUAAAUGUGAACCGCCUUGUAACGUCACACACGUUUGUUUACUACCAAUAAAACAAUUUUGAAUUUA
Esox lucius (northern pike) is the source of this 5182-nucleotide messenger RNA. RefSeq names its product UBA domain containing 1 (gene ubac1). The coding region runs from base 394 to 1713 and encodes 439 amino acids. The record is from RefSeq and is a predicted model, not a curated record. Gene Ontology annotation, molecular function: protein binding. Lineage: Eukaryota; Metazoa; Chordata; Actinopteri; Esociformes; Esocidae. The transcript is spliced from 11 exons.